Molecule: messenger RNA, 1587 nt
Organism: Manis pentadactyla (Chinese pangolin)
Lineage: Eukaryota; Metazoa; Chordata; Mammalia; Pholidota; Manidae
Gene: MTERF1
Product: mitochondrial transcription termination factor 1
Biological process (GO): regulation of DNA-templated transcription; termination of mitochondrial transcription
Cellular component (GO): mitochondrial matrix
Molecular function (GO): double-stranded DNA binding
Source: RefSeq, a predicted model, not a curated record
AUGUACAUAAAACGACUUUCCCACCGCGUGUCGCCAGCAGGAGGUGGUCUCUGCCGCCACCCUCGGCGCCUCGUUCCUGGCGUCCGGGAUGUCACGGCCCCGCCCCGCCCUCCAAAAUCCGCCCCGACGGUCGGUUCCCCGAGCUCACCGCGGUCUACUGCCGCCCCCUGCUGGGCCCCUCGCGUCGGGCUACUGAGGGCGGCCGCACGGCUGACGGGAGCGCAAGGGACGCCACCUCUGUGCGACGUCACUGCUGCGUAUCCUGGCGUUUGUCUUCUUCACUUCCGUUCCUCGGUUCCGCUGCUGACCUCAGUGGCGGAAGAACAGCUUUUUUCCAGCUUUUCUGGAGGACUGCAAAGUCCUCUUCCCUUAAGACAAAUGAGCAUUCCAAAAGGUUUGGGCUACCUGAACACUAGGGUACCAAGGAACCUCUUGUGUACAAGAAGUAAUUUUCUCUUUGGUUCAAGAUGUUGAAUGACACUAUUUACAGCAGAAAUCCUCUUUAUAUCAAUUACAUUUAGGCUUUUUGGUGUGAAGUGUGGUAGUGCAGACAGUGAGUUUUUGAAGAAUGAACUACUGAAGUACAUGCUCACCAUGGGAGUAGAUAUUGACAUGGCAAAGAAAAGACAGCCUGGAGUUUUUAAUAGGACAAGUACUAGGGAGCAGUAUGUGAAGAUGUCCCUUCUGUCUGAAGGAGCUAGCAAAAAAAUGAUUGCUAGGAUCAUGUCAAGAUAUCCACGAGCCAUAACCACACCUGAAAGUCUUUCAAAAUGGUGGGAUCUGUGGAGAAGAGUUGUGACAUCACCUGAAAUUGUCAGUAUUUUGAAACAUUCUCCUGACUCCUUUGUUUGGUUCAAUAACAAACUAAACUUAGAGAAUAAUAUAAAGUUCCUCUACUCAGUUCCUCUUUACUCAGUUGGAUUGACCCUUAAAGUGCCUUGUGGAUUGUUGACCAAUGCCCCAUGUUCCUUCUCCUAUAGUCUUGAUCUGAAUAAGCAGAUGAUUGAACUUUUCCAGGGAGUCUCUUUGUCCUGAGUUCACAAUGAACCCCCAGAUUUUGUCAAGAAAAUACAAAAAAAUCCUUACAUCUUAAAUCAGAGUACCAAAUGGGUAAAAAUUAACACUGAGUUUUUAUAGUCAACUUUCAACUUGAACAAUGAGGAGCUGCUCAUUCUGAGUGGUCCAGGAGUUGAACUCCCAGACCUUUCCAAUGACUAUGUCAAAAGAAGCUACACAAAUAUCAAAGAGAAGCUGUUUUCUCUUGGGUAUGUUAAAGAAGAGGUACAGAAGCAUAUUUUGAGUUAUCCAGAUAGGAUCUUGGGAAAGAAAAAGUUUAACAAUAAAAUAGACUGCCUUAUAUAGGGAAAAAUUAGCUUGUCACAAAUAAUUGAAAAUCUGAGGAUUUUCAUUUCAAGCAUAAAUACUUUAAAAAAUUGAAUCAAAGAACUAGUAAGAGCUGGGUAUAACUUUAGUACAUCAAACAUGGCUCUUUUUAUCUCAAGUCAAAAAAGAUAUUAAACUGAACUGAGAAAGUUAAACAUUGGAUAGAACAUUGUUCUGGGGAAUAAAAAAAUGUCAGUCUUAUAA